AUGCAGUCCCUCCAAAAGCCAGUGUUGGUCAGGGAGAUACUCUCAACAGACCUCCGCACCCCGAGCGACACCGCGUUUGGCAUUCGCGCUCUCAUGCUGUUCCUUGGCCUGGCAGCAGCAGAGCACCCUCCAGCCGAUCAACUAUGGCAGGUCAAGCCUGCAAUGAACACCAAUGACUUACUCUUCGCCGGAUGGCACCAGAUCCCUAUCGUCAAGGAGAUUAAAGUAUACAAUGGCGUAUCGGCCGGCCGCACUUAUGCACAUCAUCCAGAAUUGUUCUAUUUGGAGAGCAAGACGUAUCUUAUCUUUUCGUCUGCUCCAGUGGACGAGGACAGCAUGGGACAAGAUGUCCGGAUCUCAGUCUCCGGGGAUGGUGGCUUGACUUGGAGCGCGAAUCGAGUGGUCAUGCCAGCAGCGCUUCUGCCGAAUCAGACAGAUACUAAGAAUUUCGAGUACUGGUGCAGUCGCAACAUAAUCCAAAGAGCUUGGCAGGCCCUGACAUUCGUCCACAUCCGAGAAUCGGACAAGCUCUACGCCAUAGGGCAGGGUGCAAGCGUAGCAUGUCCAGGAGACAAACAGUCUGCUGGGCGCAUUGCAGUCCUAAUCAACAAAGAACUUGGCUCUGCAGCUGGUGAUCCAUGCUGGAUCGAAAAGAACGAAUACACAGGACCUCAGCUUUUCUCACAGACUGUCUAUGGGAUCAAAUAUGGCAUGAAAGACUGUGCAGAUGCCGAGAAAAUCAAUGCCAUCCUUCGAGAGCCAGAUCAAGCACCCGCAUGGUCUCCAUGGCUCUACAACCAUAAGGGCCUGUUCUCUUUCAGCUGCACCUCUACUGUAGGUCGGCAGUAUCAGCCACCUAUGGACCUUCUAAUGGCGCCGUCGCUUCCAAUAGACUAUAUAGCACCUUCCUAUAACGCACUUGUUCACUUUCAGUAG
This is a messenger RNA of Pseudocercospora fijiensis CIRAD86, 936 nucleotides long. RefSeq lists its product as uncharacterized. The record is from RefSeq and is a predicted model, not a curated record. Lineage: Eukaryota; Fungi; Ascomycota; Dothideomycetes; Mycosphaerellales; Mycosphaerellaceae. Bases 1 to 936 code for a protein of 311 amino acids. The transcript has 4 exons.